AUGAGGUCUUCCAAGAAGCGCAAGAUCUGUGAUUUCGCUGGGUUCGAGGCAGCUUUCAAGAUGGAGCCCGAGCCGCCAAUCCUCUACAAGGAGACUCGCGUCAGUCUGGAGCCUGCCUCCAACGCGUCCAUCGUCCACAUCAGGCUUCCUGCGCCCACAAGGUCAAGAGAUCGCCGGUCUCUUGGGCUCGACAAGUAUGGCGAGGAGGAGAGGGCAUACCGCUCAAAGAACCUCGCAAGCGCCGCUUCCAUAUACCACAGGAAGCACCACGACUCGCCCCGUAGCUUCCUCUGGCGCGUCCUGGAGGACGAUACCGUCCUGAGCAUCCGCGCCGCCGACGUCUCGAAGCAACAGAGCGCGCCCGACGCACACCUCAUCUUGCACCUGCGCUUUCCCAACCCCAUACGAGCUUCAUGCAUUGCCCUUGCCGACGCCCCCGAACACGAUGCCCUCAAUAUCUUCGCCCUAGAUCACAGCAACCAUCUCUACAGCAUAACCCUGCGGCCCGAUCACUUCCGAAAACGCUCUGCGACUGAGAACGGCAUUGGCGACGCCUGCAAGACACACCUGGCCGGUACAUUCAGCUUCAAGAGUCCUCACCGGCUGGCUGCUGUCAGCGCGCACCAGGUGGUCGUCACCUUCCAUGAUGGCGGCCUGAUCAGCCUGCUCCCCUUGCCCUUCCAGGGCGGCCACACCAUCAAGCACGGCAAGGCCAACAUGGAACUGAGUGCCGCCACGUCCGUGGUGACCGACAGCUUGGGUGUCGAUUACGCCCAAUUCCUGUUCUCGGUCUGUCUCGAUCACCGUUUGCGCAUCUGGAACGUCCGCUCAGGCGCCAUUCUGUACACGGCGGACAUGCUGGGCGUGGAGCGCAACCCACAAGAUAUUGGAAAGUGGAUCAUCGAUCCCGGAUACAACAAUUUAAUCCGGAUCGUUGGGCACGCUGAAGGCCGGCGGACCUUGGUGACUUAUUCUCCGGUUGCCAAUGAGUUCAAGUUCUGGAAGGUCGAGACCCAGGAUGAUUCGACAAUUUUUGUCCAUGACAUGUUCCCAGACCAGCAACUUACGCCCCCAGGCCUCUCGUCAGGGGAUGUGUGGACGCUGGCGGACUUCGGCGUGGCACAACCUACCGGCACGGCCCUCCACCUUUGGAUACUGACCAAGAAUAACCUUACUUACCGAGUCCAGAAACUCCAGUUUCGUGCCUCCGAUUCCGAAGACGACUGGAGGUCUGGAUGGGAGUCUGUCUACAUUGACAAUGAGCAACCUACUGCCGAGUCCUCGAACCCCGGCGAUCCUACCGACGCCACAGAAAAGUGGCUCCAGACCUUGUUCUACCCCGGACGAUUUUCAAAGGCUACGCUCGAGGCUGCCCUGGCCAUGUAUGAGCGAGGGCUGGGCUCCAAGGAAGCCACUUCGAGGAACGGGAAGGGCCUCGUUGAGGCGGUUUGCUCCGUAUUGGGUUCAACAGCGGCUCUUGACAGACUUGCAAGCGGCGAGAUGGACUUUGAUCAGUUCCGAUCCCACAGUCAGGUCUCAUGGCGUCGAUUCUAUCGUCUAGUCUUGGAACUAGAUAAGCAGCGGGGCGAGGCACUCUCGCUGGCCCUGGAUCACAACUCAGGCUUGGCCUGGGUGCUGUGUGCCGACCUGGUCGCCGCUGUUCACCCCUGCUCAACUCUGGACCAGAUCUACCACAAGUCUGCGGGCACCAUCGACAUAGAUAAUGAGAACGUGGCGGCGUUGGUUUCUGCUGGGCUGGACCUGAUCGAUAACUUCUCGGACAGCAUCAUGCAGCAAGCCAAUGCCGCUCUGCGGGUGGAGUUGUUUGAGGAAUCAGCAGACACGGACAUGGAGAGAAUACAACGCUUUUUCGACGAAUCAGCGUCAUGGCGAGGGAUCUCCGAAGAGGAUGCGGCCCAAGUUGUUGAGAGUCUAGGGAGCGACUUCAGGAUCGUUACACAGGAGCUUUACCGACAACUUAUCGAGCUGUUCGCAACAGCCGAAGAAACUCGCGCACGAGACGUGCGACAUCCACUCACAGAGUUCGGCAGGAAGGUCGUCGUCAAGUCGGUACAAGAGACGGCAGAUCUGCAGUGGCAGGUUCUGCUAAGCCAGCUGCUUCUCCUGGUCCAUAUGGAGUAUGAGUACGACGAAGACCACGAGGAGAGCGCCCUCCACUCCAGACUGGAUAUUGGCUAUGUCUACCGCCAGCUUAUCGAAGCCCUAAAACAUCUCGAGUUCCUCAGGUGGCUAGUCAAGACAGAGAUCAGUGUGCCUGCUCUGAAACCCGAACGGUCUAAUGGAUCACCAACAACUACGAAACGGCCAGACGAUAUGCGGACAAUCACUGCUUUCGAGGUGAUUAUUAGCCACCUGCUCGGGCUCGUGGAUGUCGAUGGUGAGCCUUUGGCAUCGAGCCUGACGGAUGUAGUGAUCGACAUCUGCGCGCCUGACAGUGGCAUUGAGCUUUCGCCAGAGCUUAUACAAUGCUCCCUGUUGAAGGCAGACCGGCCAGAUCUGGCGCUGGAACUCACGAGGUUUUGUGGUCAAGACCCAUUCCCAGUCUACAUCCAGGGCCGCGUCUUCCUGUCACUCAAGGACUACACCGCGGCUGCACUCCACUUCAAGAAAGCUGCGGUUGGAAUGAGUGUCCCGAUGAAACAUACGGAACGACACACCGGUGGGCUCCUAGACGAGACAGAGAAGAACCUUCUGAACAGCGGCCUCGCCAACUACUACUCCCACAUAGUCUCGUUAUAUGACCGGCACAAGGCCUUUUCCUAUGUCAUUGACUUCGCUCGACUCUCCCUACAAUUCGCUCAGGCCCCAGAUGCCAAAGUGACGAGGGUAGAAAUGCUCAGCCGCCUCUUCACCGCCUCGACAUCCAUCUCACGGUUUGAGAUGGCCCACGCGACCCUUCUGUCCAUGCCUGACCGCGCCCUGAAGCUGUCAUGCCUGAAGAAACUCGUGGAGCGGAUGUGCGAGACGGCCCAGACGUCGGAGCUGACGGCGCUGCCGUUCUCGGGCAUGCAGGAAGAGGUCGACUCGAUACUGCAGCAGAAAUGCAGGAACACGACGGAUGUGAUCCGCGGGACGCCAUACCACCAGAUCCUGUACGCGUGGCGCAUCACGCACAAUGAUUACCGCGGCGCGGCGGCUGUGCUCCACGACCGGCUGCAGAAGCUGCGCCAGGCUGGCGAGGGCGACAGCCUCAACGGCGACGACGUGCUCGACACGGCCGUGACGAGGCAGUUCCUGUUGCUGAUCAACGCGCUGAGCUGUGUCGACCCCAAGCAGGCCUGGAUCACCGUCGAGGAGGCGCCGUCGGCUAAUGGCGGCGCGCAGGGUGCCGGGGCCGACCACGAAGGAGUCGCCGCCGCCAAGCCGAGGAGAAAGGUGGUCACGCUGGCGGACCUCAGGAGGCAGUACCAGGCGGAGCUGGACCGGAUCGCGGCGAUACAGAACAACCAGUUUGGGUUCACGGCGGAUGAUGGCGACGAUGAUGUGAUGGUCAUUGACCAGUGA
Diaporthe citri is the source of this 3525-nucleotide messenger RNA. RefSeq lists its product as uncharacterized. NCBI's taxonomy places the organism in Eukaryota, Fungi, Ascomycota, Sordariomycetes, Diaporthales, Diaporthaceae. The transcript is spliced from 4 exons. The record is from RefSeq and is a predicted model, not a curated record. Gene Ontology annotation, cellular component: nuclear pore. The coding region runs from base 1 to 3525 and encodes 1174 amino acids. Gene Ontology annotation, molecular function: structural constituent of nuclear pore.